CCCACAGCACGGGUGCGGGUCAGGACAGCAGCAGGAAUCCAAACAGAGCCAGUCCAAAAAAACACAGAGACCCAGAUCACCCGGAAGACUGUACGCAAGACGCCGACAGACUCCAAAAAUCGUUUAAUCAUGGCACAAAUGUUCAGUAUCUCUGACAAUGAGUCAGAGACUGAGACAUCGGAAGACCGUGAGGAAUCAGGCCAGAUGAAAAAUAACAGUGGAUCACCACAGAGAAAGCAACAUCUCGCUCUGCCUGAUAAGCUGAAAGGAGAACAACUAGGGAGACACCGGAAUCUUUCCAUGAAUGACGAGGACCUGCUGGAGACCGGGGCAGCAGAUGAAGGCGAUUUGGUUGGAGGUGAUCCUUUCAGGCCGAGAUCUCGCUCGGCUCCUCCUGCUUUGUGGGCAGCUAAGAAAUAUGGCCGACAGCUAAGGAGAAUGAGUGAUGAGUUUGACAUCCUCCUUGAUAAAGGGAUGAAGAGGGUGAAGAGCGCAGGAACAACACGUCAGAUGCGGCAGUCCCCCAGCUGGUUGACCUUCCUUUGGAGUCACAAAGAGUCUGAUGCUGAGUCACGCCCCGCAGAGUGACUGACAGUGAAUGAAUGAUGGAAGAAAAGAGAAAAGAGAACUACUGUACAUAACAAUUGGUGGUAGAAGAAAAGGAUGCACUGCUGUGAAGAGAAGGAAUAAUUCCAUUGACUGGUUUUAAAUCCUUUUCAUGAACUGCACUGGGACCAUUGACUGUGGAAAAGCAUAAUCGGUUUCUCACUGGCAUGUGCUAGCCCACAAAAAUAACAAAACCGGAGAAUCUCCAAUUUUCCUUGAGCUCUGGGAAUAUUAUGCAGUAAAUCUCAUGAAUGUGAGAAAGCUGGAUAUCAGCUUGCUCGAAUCAUAGACUUCCUGUCACUCUGCCACAUUGGUUUUCAUAUUCAGAUGAAAUCAAAAGACGUUGAAGGUAUUUUUUUAUACAUUAUCUGUUAAAGGAAUUUUAACAAUAUGUUUAGACCAUCAGCUGUAAAAAAAAAAAAAAAAAGUUUCUACUGUAAAGGGACUUUGGCCACUUUGAAGAGCCCUUUUGGUUUAUUACCACCUCUUGAGUCAUAAAAUCUAUUGUAAGUUUCUACAAUAAUAAGCACAAAAGCUUAAAAACAAGAAUGGGUCUAAAUACCCAAGAAAGCAGGGGACACAAUCAUUACUGGUAUUACUUGAACACAACAGAUUUUCAAUGCCUUGUAACUUUUUUAUUAAUUAAAAACAUUUUAUUGUGAUGUUAUUGUUUGUAACCAAUAUAGCCUAUUAAGAAAUGAAUAAAUCAUUUUUAGCACA
Molecule: messenger RNA, 1326 nt
Organism: Onychostoma macrolepis
Lineage: Eukaryota; Metazoa; Chordata; Actinopteri; Cypriniformes; Cyprinidae
Gene: badb
Product: BCL2 associated agonist of cell death b
Exons: 4
Coding region: 130-588 (152 amino acids)
Biological process (GO): apoptotic process
Cellular component (GO): mitochondrion
Source: RefSeq, a predicted model, not a curated record